Messenger RNA from Cavenderia fasciculata, 465 nucleotides. RefSeq lists its product as uncharacterized. The record is from RefSeq and is a predicted model, not a curated record. NCBI's taxonomy places the organism in Eukaryota, Evosea, Eumycetozoa, Acytosteliales, Cavenderiaceae. The transcript is spliced from 2 exons. The coding region runs from base 1 to 465 and encodes 154 amino acids. Gene Ontology annotation, molecular function: heme binding; oxidoreductase activity, acting on paired donors, with incorporation or reduction of molecular oxygen; iron ion binding.
AUGAAAUGUAUACCAUUCUUUAACGCUUGUAUGAAAGAGACACUCUGUAUUCGACCAGUUGAUGCCCUUUCUCUACCACGGAGAGCCACUGAAGAUAUAUGUGUAAAGGAUAAAUACAUCAUUCCAAAGGAUCAUGAACCUCUUGGUGUAUGCAACGAUGAAAAGUAUUGGAAAGAACCAACUGUAUUUAAUCCAUACCGUUGGUUGUCAGAUGAUCGUUUUGAUGGACGAAACAGCACCAGCAACCAACAAUCAAGCAAUCAUCCAACAAUCAAUCAUUUCUACAAUCAACCAUGCAAGCAUCGAAAUAUAAUCAAAGACGGUCGUAAUUAUUACAUUAUUACACAAACAAUUCAAGUGGUGCCACGGCAAGGACGCAAAUCAGUUGACACGAUACACGAAUCGGCUGACAGGGUACAACCACCAACAAUCAAACAAUCAACAAGUCAACCAGCAACCAAAUAA